AUGCACCAUCUGGACCCAGCCGCUGUCACAGUGAUCGGGCUUCUGGAUGUCUUCACUCCAGCCACGACCCUCGACGACUUCCAGGACUUCUACUUGGUGAUGCCGUACAUGUUCACAGACCUGUCCAAAGUCCGAGGCCAUCUUUCAGAAGAUAAGGUCCAGUUUCUGGUCUACCAGAUGCUCUGCGGGCUCAGGUACAUUCACAAGGCCGGGAUCAUCCACAGAGAUCUGAAGCCUGGUAACCUGGCUGUUAAUCAAGACUGUGAACUCAAGAUCCUGGACUUUGGGCUGGCCCGCAGUGCUGAUGCUGAGAUGACUGGAUAUGUGGUGACCCGGUGGUACCGAGCGCCUGAGGUCAUUCUGAACUGGAUGCACUACACGCAGACUGUGGACAUCUGGUCAGUGGGCUGCAUCAUGGCUGAGAUGAUCAACGGGAAAACACUAUUUAAAGGAAAAGAUUACAUGGAUCAGCUGACACAAAUCAUGAAAGUGACUGGAGUCCCAGGACCAGAGUUUAUACAGAAACUGGACACUCCCGAGGCCAGGAGUUAUAUGAAGAACCUUCCAUCUUACCCUCGAAAAGACUUCUCCGUUCUGUUCCCCAGAGUCAGUGAUAAGUGCGUCGACCUCCUGGAGAAGAUGCUGGUCCUUGAUGGAGAUGAGCGUCCCACUGCAGAGAUGGCUUUGGAGCACCCGUACUUCGACAGCCUCCGGGACCCGGACGACCUGCCGGAGCCCAGACCUUAUGACGACACACACGACAACGCUACGAUGUCCCUGGAGGAGUGGAAGAGAUUAUGUUUUAAAGAAGUGAAAAGCUUUGUACCUUUCCCGCGGAGAGACUCCAAAAGGAAAAACACUCUCACUAUACUGCUUUCUUUUCUGCUGACAAGUCUGCAACAGUCUCUACAGAGAGACAUUUGCGAUUGGGGGCUUAUGAGGAAGCCACGUCGAAAAGCCCAAGGGGCCCACGGGGGAGGCUGCCCUGAUGGCAAAAUGUCCAGUAGGGGGGCCCGUCAGCGCUCCCCAUCUCCUUACAGCCUCAAAGCCUCCCCCAGCAGAGAGACCCUCACCUACGCACAAGCACAGAAAGUGGUGGAGGUGGAACUGGAGGGCAGACUUCACCGCAUCUCCAUUUUGGAACCCUUAGAGGUCAUCACAGAGGAUGAGAUGAUGGCUCAGGACAUAAGUGAGUGCAACAGCAACAAGGAGAACAACGAACAGCCAUUAAUACCAGCAAGUACUGUUCAAAAUGUCCGCAAAUCUUUAGCGAGAAAGAGAAAAGACUCUAAAAGUUCCCCGGUUAAAUCUCAGCCUCCAAAAAACCACUGUCCGCAUACACCGGAAAAGCCUCACCAUCAUCACAUGGCCCUCCCUGAGCCUAGAUUUCGGGUUCGACACACUUUCACUCCAGCAGCAGCGCCUUCUCUUCCCUCUGGGUACUACCGUUAUAUAGAGCGCUCGGCUGAGGAGCGGGAAACUGAAGCCGAGUAUGACAUGGAUGAGGAAGACUCAGCCUGGCUAGAAAUGGUGAACACUGAUCGGACUUCGGAAGGUUUCUCGUCUGUAUCUGCGGAUUCAUUUGAGCUGCUGAUUGAUAGACUGGAGGAGGAGGCGUACAGGGAGGCCCGCAUCAGAGCGCCCUCCCAGAGUUCAAUAGACGACGAUGCCUUCUGCUGCGUGUGCCUGGAUGACGAAUGUCUAAACAGUAAUGUCAUCCUCUUCUGUGAUUCUUGUAACUUAGCUGUGCACCAAGAAUGCUAUGGAGUGCCCUACAUCCCUGAGGUGGAAGGAGUCGCCAACAUUCCCCCGGCGCGAUGGAAACUCACCUGCUGCCUGUGCAAACAGAAGGGCAGAGGGGCAUCUAUUCAAUGCAAUAAAGCAAACUGCUACACAGCGUUUCAUGUCACCUGUGCACAGAGGGCCGGACUCUUCAUGAAGAUCGACCCUGUGAGCGUGACCAACGUGAACGGGACGACGUACUCUGUGAAAAAGACGGCCUUCUGUGAAGUGCACUCUCCUCAGGGUGAUGUGACCUCUGAUGAUGAGACUGAAGGGAGAGUGGUGGGUAGCAGAGGCAGGGCCAGCAGGGGGCGCAGUGCAUACAAAGAAGGGCCAAUAACGCCAAAGAAAGGGCGCAAGUCAGAGGUCACUGAUAAGAGCGAUAAAAAGAAGGGAAAGAAGAGCAUCGAUUCAAAGGCACAACAGCCAUCAUCACCACAAGUGACUGUUCCAAACAUCCCCACGCAGAGGCUAAACGGUCUCUGUAAAGGAGUGAUCUCUCAGAGGAAAAACCAGUUCAUGCAGAGGCUCCACAGUUACUGGUUAUUGAAGCGACAGUCGAGGAACGGCGUGCCGCUGGUCCGGCGCAUGCACUCGAGCCUGCUGACCCAGAAAAACACAGAACAGCCUGAGGUGGAUGAGAAGGUGUCUGCCGCCAGAGAAGCACUGAGAUACUGGCAAAAGCUGCGACACGACCUGGAGAAGGCUCGUCUGCUGGUGGAGCUCAUCCGCAAGAGAGAGAAGCUAAAGCGAGAGCAGGUUAAAGUUCACCAGGCAACUCUGGAAAUGCAGUUGACGCCGAUGCUGAUGCUGCUUCGUUCCACAAUGGAGCAACUUCAGGAGAAGGACACUGCACAGAUCUUUGCACAGCCUGUCGACAUCAAAGAGGUCCCUGAUUAUCUGGAGUUCAUCAGUCAGCCCAUGGACUUCACCACCAUGCACUCAAAGUUAAAUAACCACUUGUAUCGCUCUGUGUCGGACCUGGAGGCAGACUUUAACCUGAUGGUGUCCAACUGCCUCCUGUACAACUCCAAGGACACAGUGUUCCACCGGGCUGCACUGCGCCUCAGGGAUCUGGGGGGAGCUAUUCUUCGACAUGCCCAGAGACAGUCGACCAGCACGGGUCUGGACCUGGACACGGGAAUGCACCUCCCCGAGUCUCCACAGAAACGAGACUUCUACAACUGCACAUGGGAUGAUGUUGAUAGUCUCUUGGACCCAGAGAACAGGCUUCACAUGAGCGUGGAGGAGCAGCUGAAGGAGCUGCUGGACAAGCUAGACUUUGUCUCUUCCAUGCGCGGCAGCGGUGCACGGACCCGUCGUGUCCGUCUACUGCGAAGAGAGAUCAACAUCAUCCGCCACCGUCAGGGACAACACCGCAACAGCCUCCACAACGGACACCUCAAAGAGUCUGACGACGAGGACGAGGACACGGAAUCUCAGGGCGAGAACGGCCUCUCCUCAGACAAAGACGACCUUAAAUUUACAUCCCCUCCGACACUUGAACCUACAGGACCGGCCCCUCCUCCGCGACUGGGAGAUGACGCUCUGGAGCCCCCCACCCUGAAGCCCAUCACGCAGCCCCUCGCGUCCCCCAACUGGGCCUGCAAGCGCCUCAAGAUGGACCCAGACCUCCCCGACCUCUCCAAGACCCCCGCGGACUCCUCACAGGACAAUGUUUGCACUAAAGUUGAAGAGCGGCCCCCCACGCUCCCCCCGACGCUACACAAUGAGACGGUGACCAACGGUUUGCCUCCCGUCGUCACGUGUCCGCCACGGCCCGCCACCGGGGGAGUGGGCCGCCGCACCUCUGUUCUGUUCAAAAAGGCCAAGAACGGAACCAAGCUGUUCAGAGAGAGAGACAAUCCUUUGCUGAACGGUAAAGGGCCUCAGGAAGAAGCCUCCACCCCCACCUCAGCUGCCAGCACGCCGUCAGCCACGCCCCUGUCCACGCCGCUGUCCACGCCGCAGAAGAGCCCCGGACCCCCCAGCCUCAGCACCCCGGACCUGAAGAGCCUCAAAGACCAGAGCACUGAGCAGGGGAAGACCCUCAACCACACAAAAGAUACUGAACUGACCAACGGCUUCAGUAAAGUGAAAGACGCCAAAUCGGACUCUGAGGACUGCCCUUGUCCUGUCCUUCAAAAAGAAAUUGCGUCUCCACCAAAGCGAAGUCUGGGAAAACCCGCUCUCUCCAAAGUCCCUUUACUUGAGAUGGUCAACGGCGACUCGGACUACACUGGUUAUGGCAGUCAGACAUCGGACGACGAGACGGAGCUAGAGCCUUUAGACCUGGUGUGGGCCAAGUCUCGAGGAUACCCCUCUUACCCUGCUCUGAUCAUCGACCCUGAGACGCCUGAAGACGGCAUGCUGCACAACGGGGUCCCCAUCCCCGUCCCGCCAAAAGAGGUGCUGAAGCUGGGCGAGAACAAGCAGGAGGAGGCGGACCAGCGGCUCUACCUCGUGCUCUUCUUUGACAACAAGAGGACAUGGCAGUGGCUCCCUCGCGACAAAGUGACCCCUCUGGGAGUGGACGACACGGCGGACAAACUGCGCAUGAUGGAGGCGCGCAAAUCCAGCAUCCGCAAGUCCGUCCAGGUGGCCUACGACCGCGCCAUGGUCCACCAGAGCAGAGUCACCCACAGCCAGGGCUUCGUGGCCCCCAGCUACCUCUAG
This is a messenger RNA of Knipowitschia caucasica, 4458 nucleotides long. NCBI's taxonomy places the organism in Eukaryota, Metazoa, Chordata, Actinopteri, Gobiiformes, Gobiidae. The record is from the annotation of a GenBank genome assembly.